AUGGCUGCCCCAAUACCAACAUAUCAAACAUUAACUACAGUUGAAGCAUUUCGAAAAGCAGUUAAUGAACAUUUUGCAAAACAAAUUAACGAAGGUCAAGAAUAUGAUGAACGUGAUAUAAAACGUUUUAAUGAAAUAGAUGAAUAUGCACUUAUGUUUGUUCGACAUGCACAAUAUGGUAAAACAUUUGAUGAACAAAAAGGAUUUUAUCAUUUUAACGAAGCAAUGACAUGGCGAAAACAAAAUAACGCCUAUGAUAUUUCAACUGAUCGAUUUCCAUCGAGUUAUUUUGAUCGACAUGCAGUAUUUUAUAAAAAUCAUGAUGUUAACAAUAGUCGAGUUUUAAAUUGUAUUAUUCGUGUUUUUCAUAAAGGACAAGAAGAUAAUGAAGCUGUAAAACGUUUUAUAAUCUAUAAUUUUGAAGAACAAAUACGAAGUAAUCCUGGUCAACGAAUUGCUAUUUUAUUCGAUAUGCGUGAAACAGGUCUUGGACAUUUGGAUUAUGAUCUUAUUAAGUUCAUUAUCAAUAGUUUAAUGUAUCAUUAUCCUGGAUUACUUUCAUAUAUGCUUAUAUUUAAACUUCCAUUUAUAUUACAAGCGGCUUGGAAAUUAAUUAAAUCAUGGUUACCAACUGAAACACAAAAUUCCGUUAUAUUUGCUAAUGAAAAAACGAUUACAAACUAUAUACCAGCUGAUCAAUUACCAAAAGCAAUGGGUGGUACUAGAGAUGAAGAACUUUAA
Messenger RNA from Adineta steineri, 741 nucleotides. Lineage: Eukaryota; Metazoa; Rotifera; Eurotatoria; Adinetida; Adinetidae. The record is from the annotation of a GenBank genome assembly.